This is a messenger RNA of Lontra canadensis (Northern American river otter), 1733 nucleotides long. RefSeq names its product nucleolar complex associated 4 homolog (gene NOC4L). NCBI's taxonomy places the organism in Eukaryota, Metazoa, Chordata, Mammalia, Carnivora, Mustelidae. The transcript is spliced from 15 exons. Gene Ontology annotation, biological process: ribosome biogenesis. Gene Ontology annotation, cellular component: nucleolus; small-subunit processome; Noc4p-Nop14p complex. The record is from RefSeq and is a predicted model, not a curated record. Bases 13 to 1563 code for a protein of 516 amino acids.
GGCGGCGGCGGCAUGGAGCAGGACUCCGGCCCAGAGGGCGUGCGCCGGGCGAUGGGCCGUCUGCUGGAGGCGGUGCUGGCGAGCCGCGGCGAGGCCAACGCGGUGUUCGACAUCCUGGCGGUGCUGCAGUCCGAGGACCACGAGGAGACCCAGGAGGCGGUGCGCGCGUGCAGCCGUCUUUUCGGGGCCCUGCUGCAGCGGGGAGAGCUGUUUGUGGGCCAGCUGCCCUCCGAGGACUCGGUCAUGGCGGGCUCUCAGGGAGCUACACGCAAGUACAAGGUGUGGAUGCGGCACCGCUACCGCAGCUGCCUCAACCGCCUCCAGGAGCUCCUGGUUCACCCCUCCUUCGAGGUCAAGGAGCUGGCUCUCAGCACACUCAUGAAGUUUGUGCAGCUGGAAGGAGCUCACCCCCUGGAGAAACCGAAGUGGGACGGCUACUACCUGUUUCCUCGCCAGCUCCUCAAGGCGGUGGUGGAAGGUCUGCUGUCUCCGGAGGACGACUGCUCGCUGCUCCUGGCCCGGUUCCGGGAGUACCUGGAGCACGACGACAUCCGCUACCACACGAUGCAGGCGGCCACGGACACUGUGGGCCGCGUCACUGACAGGCACCCGGAGGUGCCGCUCACGUUCUGGAACAAUGCCUUCACGCUGUUGUCGUCCGUGAGUCUACCCUGUCAGGAGCGUGGGAUCUCCAGCUUCUACGUGAAGCACGGGGAGCUGCCGCGCACGUGGAAGGUCGUUCAUCUGAAGGAGCACAGGAAGGCUUUCCAAGGGAUGUGGCUCGGCUUUCUCAAGCAUAAGCUACCCCUCAGUCUCUACAAGAAGGUGCUGGUAAUCAUGCACGACUCCAUCCUGCCGCACCUGGCCCAGCCCAGCCUCAUGAUCGACUUCCUUACCCGCGCCUACGACGUGGGGGGAGCCAUUAGUCUCUUGGCCUUGAACGGACUUUUUAUCCUGAUUCAUCAGCACAACCUCGAGUACCCCGAUUUCUACCGGAAACUCUAUGGUCUUCUGGACCCGUCUGUCUUUCACGUGAAGUACCGGGCCCGGUUUUUCCACUUGGCCGAUCUCUUCCUGUCGUCCUCCCAUCUGCCCGCCUACCUGGUGGCUGCAUUCGCCAAGCGCUUGUCCCGCCUGGCCCUAACAGCGCCCCCCGAGGCCCUGCUCAUGGUCCUGCCCUUCAUCUGCAACCUGCUGCGCCGCCACCCCGCCUGCCGUGUCCUCGUGCACCGCCCCCUGGGCCCGGAGCUGGAUGCCGACCCCUAUGACCCCGAAGAGGAGGACCCCGCCAAGAGCCGAGCUCUGGAGAGUUCGCUGUGGGAGCUGCAGGCCCUCCAGCGGCAUUACCACCCUGAGGUGUCCCAGGCUGCCAGCGUCAUCAACCAGGCGCUGUCUGUGCCCGAGGUCAGCAUCGCCCCACUGCUGGAGCUCACAGCAUUCGAGGUGUUUGAGCGGGACCUGAAGAAGAAGGGCCAGGGGUCCGUACCACUGGAGUUCAUCCCCGCUCGGGGUCUGCUGGGCCGGCAGGAUGACCUCUGCGCGCAGCACUUCACACUCAGCUGACCCUGUGGUCUCCCUGCCCCCCGCCCCAUCAGUGGUUUCGUGGGAGAGCCAACAGGGUGGACUGUGGGCAGUGAGGGGUCUGGGGAGCCGCUGAACCUGUCUCCCGGCUCCUGUGGCAGCCGUGUCCACGGGCCGACGUCCACAGUGCCGGCCCGCUGUGUGCACCGGCA